Seminavis robusta is the source of this 1650-nucleotide messenger RNA. NCBI's taxonomy places the organism in Eukaryota, Bacillariophyta, Bacillariophyceae, Naviculales, Naviculaceae. The record is from the annotation of a GenBank genome assembly.
AUGCCACGAGCAAGUCGAGGACGACGAGGACGCAAGAACGACUCUAGCAGUUCCGAGGAGGAAGAAGCAAGCAGUAGUUCCGAGGAAGAACCAGACGAGUCGGAGAGUGAAGCGUCCAACAGCGACAGCGACGAUGACGAGUCUGCGAAGGAUCAAGGCGACAGCAGUGAUGACGAUGAAGAGUCUACGGUUCAGAGUGACAAUGAUGACGAUGACGAUGAAUCCACAGUUCAGAGUGAACCAGAGUCGUCGGAUGACGAGUCGUCUGCUGUGGAAUCAAAUUCCGAUUCUGACGACGAUGAUGAUGAACCAGAAAGGCGGCGAUCGAGCAAAAAGAAGAAGAAACCUCCUCCCAAGAAACAAAAACAACGACAACCUGCGCCAGUAGUCAGUGACAAUGAUGAUGAAUCUAGUGAGGAACAACAGCAAGAACAAGAAGUAGAAGAAGAAAUAGAAAAACAACCACCUGAAGUAGAACAAAAAGAGGAGGAAAAGGAAGAAAAACCACUGCGAGUAGUGGAUUUGGAUGCGUUGGAAGAAGAACGGAUUCAACACGAAGAAAAAAUGCUCCCCUUUUCCAUUUUCACCAAACGCAAGGCACUCGAUCCUUUGAAAGAAGACCUUUUGUCGGGUUCCAUUCACGACGUGGAAGUCGAAGUGAAGGAUUUGACGGCGGAAAAGGACGACACGGACGAUUUCCUAGCGUCGCUCCAUAUGAGUUUUCAAGCCAUUGCCACACAAUUGGAAUCGACCGAAGGCGAUGACGAUUUAUUGCCCAAUAGUGAUGAUGAUGAUGAUGAAGCGUCGUUUGGAGAAGACGACAAUGACAACAAACCAAAAAUAGACGACGGAACCAAUGACAAAGUGAACCAAGAGGAAGAAGAGGAGGAGGAGGAGGAGCAAAGUUUAGAGGAAAUGGUACGAGAACAUGCUGGCGAAGAUGCCUUGCCCAAACUGGAUCAAGACGACAACGACGAUGAUAGUGACGACGACGAAGAGGAAGAAACUCAAAUGCCGGCGCUACCAGAUUUUUCCGAGUCAAAUGCAGACGAACCUUCAGGCGACGAAGAGGAAGAGGAACAGCCGCCAGAAGAAGAAGAAGAGAAAAAAGCUGACCAAGAAGUCAAGCCGGAAAAGAAAAAGGAUGGAGCACCGCGGAAGCCACCCCGCAAACCAAGAGGAGGAGGAGGAGGCGUCAAACGAGUCCGAACCAUGCCCUCUCGACCGGGAGAAGCAAACUUGUUCUUUGAUUGGAGAGAAUUUGCCAAAACUGGAAAAAUACCAAACAAGCCACUCAUUGCCGCCAGCGGCGACAACAACAAUCUCCUGGACACUAGUAGUAUUUCAUCGCAUGGGGAUACUAUGGACCAAUCCAAGCAAAGCGUAAAUCCUGCGGAAGACGACGACGAAUCCUCGGAGAAUGAUGGUUCCAUGCGAGACAGCAGCAGCAAGCGGUCUCGGCGUAGCUCGGCGGCCCCUGCAAGAUCCAAGAGUAAAGAUCAAGCAGGUACUAGCAGCAAGGGCGGUAGAAGCAAGAGAAUAUUACGGUCCCAAACUGCACCUCCUGGAAGAAUCCGACGACCAGGUGAAGAGUUCUUUGAUUGGAAAAAAUUUGCCGCCGAUCGGGCCAAACAAAAACGCAAACAAUGA